CCUGAACUCACGUUGUGUGAACCAGACUGGCGCUGUUACAGGACACGAACAAGGUGUGAUAGAUGUCCAUCACUGUUAUCAGAAAUAAGGAGGUGACUGUGGUCACCGUGGCAGCUGACGAGAAGAGCAUGUUACCACCGCUGUGUCAGAUCAUGAAGUCUCUCUGCUACAGUCCGAUGUGCUGCUCAGUGAACAAGGCGCUGAUGCAGACCACUACAGUCUCAGCUCUCGGGACCAUAUCGAUCGUGGUGGGCCUCUUAAAUCUUGUACUCGGGCAAACAAGCCAACGUCCUGAUGAUUUUUCCAGCAUGGGAGCUGCUUACUGGCUGGGUGGUGUGUUUGUCCUGGCUGGAAUCAUGUCCCUUCUUGCUGACCAUUUGCCCGCUAUCUUCUUGGUGGUCCUUGCGGUGUUGGUGAACAUAAUCGGAUCGGCCUUUGCCAUUUUUGGCAUCGUGGUCUAUGCCCUGGACAUGGCAAACACCACUGUUGACAGGCUGUGUGACUGGCUCUACCAGUAUGCUACUGUUAACAUACCUAAUCAAGACAACUGCCAAUAUGUGGCGCAACAUUUCCAGCGUUUGGUGGUGGCCAUAGAUGCUUCUAUGAUCUUCCUGACUGUUCUCCAGCUGCUUGCCUGCAUCAACGUCACUGUUUUGGGCAUCAGGACUCUGUUUUACCUGAGGGAGGAAGAGCAGGGCGGCAGAGCUGACGAGCCUGACCAGCCACUGCUGAAGGAAGUCCUCAUGACCAGUCCUGGUGCUUAAAAGCAAUUCAUCAUUCAUCUAAACAUGAAGAUGUUGGAGUACGAUCAGCAACGCAUCAUCACAAUCCUGUAAUAUAUCAGCUUAAAAUAUCACAACUGCUGCUAAUGAGAAAAAUCUUGCCGUGUACACACAUUUAUCAGCUUCUGAAUCAUGUUUUCAAAUAAAUACCCUUGAUAAAGUUGAAAA
Molecule: messenger RNA, 950 nt
Organism: Epinephelus fuscoguttatus (brown-marbled grouper)
Lineage: Eukaryota; Metazoa; Chordata; Actinopteri; Perciformes; Serranidae
Product: high affinity immunoglobulin epsilon receptor subunit beta-like
Exons: 7
Coding region: 63-764 (233 amino acids)
Cellular component (GO): membrane
Source: RefSeq, a predicted model, not a curated record